UGCUAGGCGAUACUUUACUUCAGCUUAAAGCAGAAUCACCUGCAUCUUUCUCUCGGUCGCCAUCUCUUUAUUACUUUCAUUUAUAGAACUCGAAAUUCAUUCGCUACUCGCCAGCGCCCCUCAGAAUUACCUGCAUAUAACUUGGAUAUUGACAUACAUAACAUUCCGCGGCAUUUACGACGUCAGAUUGUGAUACACACCAACAACCCCAGAAACCGAAUAUGAAGGUUACUACCGCUCUCUUUUUUGGUUUCAUCACCACUCCAAUUCUGGCCUAUCCCGGCAUGGGUAGUGCUAUGGCGGAGAUACAGACUCGUCAUGACUUUGCCCUAGGACGCAGGUCCACGGAGCUACUUGGCGAUCUGAUUAACGCCGACCAGGGUUCCUUGACGCCAUCUGGAACAACCAUCAAGUCUAUUCUGGAAGGUGGAAGUGCCAUUGCGGACAGUAGCACAUACACACCUCCCGGGGAACUUGCAUCUGACACAUGCAAGAAAUCUGUUUUGUGCGUCUGGUACUAUAUCAUCCAAGACUUAAGCGGCUCGUUUACGGAAAGUGAUGGCUGCACGGAUCUAGCCCGGGGCGCCAUCCGCCAGGGAUUCCAUGACGCGGCAACCUGGGAUAAGAACUCGGCUUACGGGGGUGCAGAUGGAUCUCUACUCCUCAAUGACGAUGAGCUUGCUCGUUCAGAAAACAAAGGUCUCGAGACUAUCAGCGCCCAGACUAAGACGUGGUACAAUAAGUACAAGGGCUACGGAAUAACCAUGGCCGACUUGAUACAGACCGCUGCGAUGACCGCCACUGUAUGCUGCCCUGGAGGACCGCGCAUCAAAUCUUUCAUCGGCAGGAAGGAUGAUAGUCGAGCUGGCCCUACCGACAAACUUCCACUACCCCAACAAGAUGCGCAGUACUUGAUCGACCUUUUUGCCGCGAAGACAUUCACUUCUAAUGAUCUAGUCGCCCUCAUCGGCGCCCACACGGUAUCUACACAGAAAUUUGUCGAUACUAGCCGAAGCGGCGCAUCGCAGGACACAACCCCUAGUGUCUGGGAUACGAAAUUUUACAGUGAGACAAUUGCCGGCGAUAAUAAAACCAUCUUGAUCUUCCACAGCGACAAGAGCAUCUCUACAUAUUCUUCUACUAAGGAUCAGUUUAAUACUUUCGCUGGUUCGAACGGCAAGUCUCUUUGGUCUCCUGCAUACGCCCAAGCAUACUUUCGCAUGAGCUUCCUAGGAGUUAAUAAUCUGAACAACCUCACUGAGAUUACGCAAGUCCUUCCUUUGCCCAAAUAGGGGUGAUCGGAUAUUGGGAUUGGGUUGUUAUAGGGAUAUCACGUUUAUUAGAACGUACUAUGGAGUUUAUGUAUAAAUCAGAGGUCC
Messenger RNA from Hypoxylon trugodes, 1379 nucleotides. RefSeq names its product putative class II peroxidase. The transcript is spliced from 2 exons. The record is from RefSeq and is a predicted model, not a curated record. The coding region runs from base 222 to 1292 and encodes 356 amino acids. Lineage: Eukaryota; Fungi; Ascomycota; Sordariomycetes; Xylariales; Hypoxylaceae. Gene Ontology annotation, molecular function: heme binding; peroxidase activity. Gene Ontology annotation, biological process: cellular response to oxidative stress; hydrogen peroxide catabolic process; response to reactive oxygen species.